UCCGUCGCCCACUGAGCCAAACUGGAAAUGGGCACUGGCUCUCUGGUGGGAGUUGGCUGUUGAGCUGUACAUCUCAUUGCCUGGAAACGGGAGCCGGAAGGUUCUCAAACAAGAUUCCGCUUUCUUAGGGCGGUAACGGCGUGCACGGGUUGGGGAAGGGAGGUAGGAGAAGCGGAGCCGCUCUGAACCAUGCUAGGGAACUGUGGGUCAGUCUGUGAAGAGGCCCAGCUUUGCGGGACAGCGGUGCGAGCCUGCGCCGAGAGACGUUCGUGUGACCGGCGGAAAACUACAUUUCCCAGCAUCCUCUCGGUACCAGAACUACCUUACCCAAAAGCCUGAACGCGAUUCAUCCAGCUUUUCGCCCUUCCCCGCCAGCUGGAAAGCCGAAGACAUGUGGGGUCGCUGGUUUGGGCGGCUCCUGCGUUCUGAAGGCAGCGGGGGCCGCUGGGUUUCAGCUCCCCGCGGGCGUUUUUCCCCGGCCCUGAGGAGAGAUUUCUUCACCACCACAACCAAGGAAGGAUAUGAUAUGAGGCGAGUGGACAUAACUCCUUUAGAACAAAGGAAAUUAACGUUUGAUACCCAUGCAUUGGUUCAGGACCUGGAAACUCAUGGAUUUGACAAAGCACAAGCAGAAACAAUUGUAUCAGCAUUAACCAUUUUAUCAAAUGUCAGCCUCGAUACUAUCUAUAAGGAGAUGGUCACUCAAGCUCAACAGGAAAUAACAGUACAACAGUUAAUGGCUCAUUUGGACUCCAUCAGGAAAGACAUGGUCAUCCUAGAGAAAAGUGAAUUUGCAAAUCUGCGAGCAGAGAACCAGAAAAUGAAAAUUGAAUUAGAACAAGUUAAGCAACAACUGAUAAAUGAAACCAGUCGAAUCAGAGCAGAUAAUAAACUGGAUAUCAACCUAGAAAGGAGCAGAGUAACAGAUAUGUUUACAGAUCAAGAAAAGAAACUUAUGGAGGCAACCACAGAAUUUACCAAAAAUGAUACCAAAACCAGAGGUAUUAUUUCAGAGACCGGUAACAAAAUUGACACUGAAAUUGCCUCCUUAAAAACCCUAAUGGAGUCUAACAAGCUUGAGACAAUUCGUUACCUUGCAGCCUCAGUGUUUACUUGCCUGGCAAUAGCAUUGGGAUUUUAUAGACUCUGGAAAUAACAGUGAAACUACUAUAUUAUGCUCCUACUCCUGCCACUGUUGACUUCUUAGAACAAACACUGUGCCAGGAUGGAUUUACUCUGAACAUUGAAAAUUGAAGUAGAAAAAUACAACAUUAUUUAAAGUACAUAUGGACUAAUGGAAAUGUUUUAGAAUGGGAAGGUGUAUUUUGUCUUUGUUUUUUAUAUAUGUCUUUAUUUCGUUAUGUUGAAAAGAUGCUCUUCAAAACCUGAUUGAUUUGAGAUAAACAGGCCUUUUGUCUUUAUCCUUUUGAUAGCUCACAGAAACUGAACCAGACUUUUCUUGUUUGCUUGAACAACUGUAAAUCAUACAGGAUUUCUUUGGUAUGUGUUGCAAAUUUGUUUAGCUAUAAAUAGGGAAUCUAAAGUAUAGAGCAGUCAAAAGAUUGACCUUGUAUGGUCCAGCGAGUGAGAAUCAGAGGCUCUCCAACUAAAUUUUUUUCAAAGAGCUAACAGCUGGGUUGUUUUCAAAACAAAACUUUCUGUAUUUUGAUUCAAAAUAUCUCAGAAUCCUCUUGCCUAAGAAAAUUCUUGGCACACUGUAGAUAAAUUUGUGUUGGAUUAAUAAAUAAAGACCAUAUAGGUUCCAUUGUAAUAAACUCUACAGUACAUUUGCUCACUCAGUAAAUAAGAAUGCCUUCUAUGGGCCAGACAACAUGCUGGUACCCAUGUGCACAGAGCUGAACAUGGCUUCCUUAUCAUGGAACUGACAAUCUUAGUUGGAGAAGACAGACAGUAAACAGGUAAAUUAUUCAUUUGUUACAGUUUAAAUAUGCUAAAAUAUUGAGGGGGAGUAUUUCUUUUCUCCAUGUGAAGGAAGCUCCAGUAGCAUAACAUUGUAAUCACUCUUCCUUCAACCACCCUGCCCUAGGUGAUUAAGUAAGGUGAAAGGAGAAACAAGGCCCAAGUAGCCCAGCCACUUCUCCCCAUUCCUGUUUGGGACCAGCCUGUCUACAGAGAGCAUUCAUUCUGUAGGAUCAAGUUCACCUCUGCAGGGUGAGGCCUGCUCUAGUACAGUGAUACUUGGGACAAGGUAAGUCUGUCUGUCCGAUUCGGGGGUCAGUGAUAAGUUUACUGGACUGAAGAUAUUAACCACAUUCUCCAGUAUCAGUUUUAUCAGUAAGUAAAGGUAUUAUUUAGGUCCUUAUAUCAGUUCAUUUUUUUGAGUUUAUUUUUGUAUAUGGGGUUAGAGAAUAUUCUCAUUUCAUUCUUUUACAUGUAGCUGUCCAGUUUUCCCAGCACCACUUAUUGAAGAGAUUGUCUUUUCUCCGUGAUAUAUUCUUGCCACCUUUGUUGAAGAUUAAUUGGCUGUAGGUGUGUGAGUUUCUCAGCUCUCUAUUCUGUCCCAUUGAUCCAGAUGUCUGUUUUUGUGCUAAUACAACACUGUAUUGAUUACUGUAGCUUUGUAGUAAUGUCUGAAGUCUGGGAGGGUCAUGCCUCUAGCUUUGUUCUUUUUCCUCAGAAUUGCUUUGGCAAUUAUGGGUCUUUUGUGGUUCCGUAUAAAUUUUAGGAUUAUUUGUUCUAGUUCUGUGAAAAAUGUCAUGGGUUGUGGUCAGAAAAGAUGCUUGAAAUAAUUUCUAUCCUCUGAAAUUUGUUGAGGCUUGUUUUGUGUCCUAGUAUGUGGUCUAUCCUAGAGAAUGUCCCAUGUGCACUUGAAAAGAAUGCGUAUACUGGUUUUUUGGGGUGCUGUGUCCUGAAGACAUCAAUUAAGUCUAACUGUUCAAUUGUGCCAUUUAGGAUCUCUGUUGCCUUAUUUUCUGUCUGGAAGAUCUGUCCAUUGAUGACAGUGCAGUGUUGAAGUCUACUCUUAUCGUAUUCCUGUCAAUUUCUCCCUUUAUGUUUGGUAGUAUUUGUUUUAUGUAUUUAGGUGCUCCUAUAUUGAGUGCAUAUAUGUUAAUGAGUGUACUACCCUCUUCUUGUAUUGAUCCUUUUAUCAUUAUACAGUGUCCUUCUUUAUGUUUCUUUAUGGCCUUUGCUUUUUAAAGUCUAUUUUGUCUUAUAUGAGUAUUGCUACCCCCACUUUCUUUUCAUUUCCAUUUGUACGAAAUAUCUUUUUCCAUCCCCUCAUUUUCAAUCUAUGUGUGUCCUUCACCCUAAAGUGGGUCUCCUGUAGGCAGUAUAUUGUAGGUUCUUGUUUUAUUAUCCAAUCUGCCAUUCUGUGUCUUUUGAUCAGAGCAUUUAGUGCAUUGACAUUUAAAGUAAUUAUUGGUAAGUAUAUAUUUAUUGCCAUUUUAAACCUUGUUUUCCAGUUGAUUUUGUAUGUCUUCUUCCUUUCUUCUUUUUGUGUUUCCUUUUGUGGUUUGUUUUCUUUUGUAUUAUGCCUGAGUAACUUUCUUUUGGGUUUUUGGGAACCUAUUGUGUUUUUUUGAUUUGUGGUUACCCUGGUUUUCAACUGUUAAACUGUCACUAUAUCUACUUGCUUUAGACUGGUAGUCAUAUGAGCUCAAACACAUUCUAAAAGCUCUACAUUUGUUACUCCCCUUCCCUACAUUUUGUGAUUUUCAUGUCCUAUUUUACAUCUUCAUGUUUAUCCUUUUCUGUUCAAUCAUUUUCACAGAAUUUUUUGGAUUGUUUUUUAACUGUGUACUGUCUUAUUUUUUUUUAAUUUAUUAAUUUAUUAGUUAUAUUUGGUUGCAUUGGGUCUUCGUUGCUGCGCGUGGGCUUUCUCUAGUUGUGGUGAGCGGGGGCUACUCUUCGUUGCAGUGCGCAGGCUUCUCAUUGCGGUGACUUCUCUUGUUGCUGAGCACGGGCUCUAGGUCGUGCGGGCUUCAGUAGUUGCAGCACGUGGGCUCAGUAGUUGUGGCUCGCAGGCUCCAGAGCGCAGGCUCAGUAGUUGUGGUGCACGGGCUUAGUUGCUCCAUGGCAUGUGGGAUCCCCCCGGACCAGGGCUCGAACCCGUGUUCCCUGCAUUGGCAGGCAGGUUCUUAACCACUGCGCCACCAGGGAAGCCCUGUACUGUCUUAUUUAAAUGAUCUUCAAUCCUUUUAUAUAUUUACCUUUUCUAUUGUGAGUUUCCCUCUCCUAUAGAUUGUUGCUUCUUUUCAAUUUAGAGAAGAGCUUUCAAUAUUUCUUUUAAGAUAGGUUUAGUAUUGCUGUUUACUCAGUUUUUGCUUGUCUGAGAAAUUCUUUUUGUCUCCUUCUAUUCUAAAUGAUAAUCUUGCUGGGUAGAAUGGUCCUAGGUUGCAGGUUUUUCCCUUUCAGGACUUUGAAUAUAUCUUGCCAUUUCCUUCUGGCCAGCAAAGUUUCUGUAGAGAAAUCAGCUGAUAGCCUUAUGGGGGUUCCCUUAUAACUUUUUCUCUUGCUGCCUUUAGAAUCCUCUCUUUAACUUUUACCAUUUUAAUUAUGAUAUAUCUUGGAGUAGGUCUGUUUGAGUUCAUCUUGUUUGGGACCGUCUGUGCUUCCUGGACCUGGAUAUCUAAUACCUUCUUUAGAUUUGGGAACUUUUCAGCCAUAAUUUAUUCGAAUACAUUUUCAAUCCCCUUUUCUCUUUCUUCUUCUUCUGGGAACCCUAUUAGACAUAGUAGAUUGGUGUGCUUUAUAUUAUCCCAUAGAUAGCAUAUGUUCUGUCUGCUGUUUUGAUUGGGUGAUCUCCAUUAUUCUAUCUUCCAGAUCACUUAUUUGUUCUUCUGCAUUAUUUACUUUGCUGUUUAUUGCCUUUAGCUUUGGUUUUCAUCUCGGCAAUUGAGUUGUCUAAUUUUGAUUGGCUCCUCUUUACAGUUUCUAGUUCCUUGUUACAGUGAUCUACAUUUCUAUCAAUCAAUAGCCUUUCUUAAUUCCUUCAGCAUUUUUAUUACCUCCUUUUUGAACUCAGGGUCUGGUAGACUGUAGAGGUUUCUUUCACUGUUUGUCCUUUCAGGGGAUUUCUCUUGUUCUUUUAAUUGGGAGUAAUUCCUUUGCUUCUUUUUUCUUAUAUUAUUUCUCUAUGAAUUUAGGAGAAGCAGUUAUCUACUGUGGUCUGGAAGGGCUGUUUUUAUGUGGGAGCAUCCCAGUGUAGCCUGCUUGAGUCCAUUAUCUUUGGUGCAAGGGCUGUUUUUGGUAUCGAUGCUUGCCAUGUCUUUCCUCAGUGUGUGCUGGCCAUUAUCCCCUUGAUAGGGGAGUGUGAUUAGUGUCAUGGUGACCAGAGCCCACACUGGAUGUUGGGCAAGGCCUCCUCUUUGCUCUGUGGGUGUCACAGCCCUGUCAGGGGCAGGGUCUGCUCCCCAGUUGUUGUAGUGGAAAUCCCCAGAUCUGGUUCUAAGCUGUGGUGUGAAGUAGGCAGGACUGGAGCACUCCCCCUGGGAGAGGAGCCAUUGCAUGUUCCUCCCCAGGAGCUGCCUGCCAGGACGUGGGAUUCUGUGAUGCCACCUGCCACCCGGUGUGUGCACCCACAAAGAUCAGUGUUGCUGGCACUGCCCUUUGGGCCCACCUCCUCUUGGGGACCCUGGUAAUAAGUUCAGAGCAUACGUGCUCACCAAGCCACCGGCACAUAAACCCACUGGAGCUGCAUCCCCUGAGCCCGCAGACAGUCGGCCCAGGGCGCCCUCAGGCACACGUGUGCAGUUCCAGUGAAAAGUCCGCCAGAGCAGGAACCUGCAUCCCAGCAACCACAGUGGGAUGGCCAGCUAUCAGUUCAGCUUUCAGCCUCACCUCCACAUGCACACACCCCCAGUAAUGGUCCAGACCACACUCCAGACCCUUUGGUCUGUCUCCGUGCAACCAAACCGAGUCCUCUCCUCGGGUCUGUCUGCUGAAGCCCGAGUUUCAGCACCCAGUCGCUGUGCACACCAGCAGGCGCACAUCUUGGGCUGGGAAGUGUGGUGACGUGGUCAGGACCUUCUGUGUUGGUCUCUCCGUACCCUGCGGUGCCUCAGGCCAACUCUCAUACCCUCCUCUCCAGCCUCUGAAGCUCCCUAUCUGACCUGGCAUACCUCCCAGCUGGUGAAGGAGGUUCCCAGGGUGAGGUUAGCAUUCUUCUUUCACAGCUCCCUCCCAAGGGUGCAGGUCCCAUCCCAAUUCCUCCUCUUCUCCCUUUUCCCUUCAUCCUACCCAGUUACAUGGGGAUCUUUCUUGAAGCUUUGGUUGUAUGAGAUCUGGAAGCAUUCAGUGGGUGUUCUGUGAGAACUGUUCCACAUGUGGAUGGAUUUUUUGAUGUAUUUGUGGGAGGAGGUGAGCUCCACAUCCCUCUACUUAUAAAGGGGAAAAAAUAUGAGGCAGUGGAAAACACUAUGGUCAUCACCAACACUAGAAUUAGUGAUGGUCAUUUGUAGAAUAGCUACAUUGACUAUAUAUAUAAAACAGUGAAUAUACUAAAUGAUAUAUAUCAACUCACCUAUUUUUCAUUGCAGUCCUCUUAAGUAGGUGGUAUUAUCCUCUUUUACAGCUAAAGAAACCAGCUAAGUGAAGUUAAGGUCACACAGUUAUAACUUCACACAGGUGAAGUUGCCAAGAUGACACCGCAGAUAAGUCACAACACUUUAACUCAAGAUUUUAUGCUCUUAAUAGUAAGAGUAAUCUCCAAGUUGAGUUCUCUGAGAACUCACUGUAGUUGUGAUUUGCAUUUUGCUAAUACUUAGCAAUGCUGUCCAGGCUCUUCUUUCCAUGUGUCCUGGCUCCUUUUUGUCUUAUGCUCCAUCACCCCUGGUAGUGCUCUCAUUUGCAAAGUUCAGUGACUCACUACCACCCCACAUUCCAGAAGAAGAAAGGGGAAGGUGUGGGAAAGCCCUUUCCCUUUAGGGACAUGACCCCUGAGGUUUUACACACCAUUUUCGUUCACACUCUAUUGGCCACACUUGGUAUCUUAGCUGCAAAGAAGACUGGGAAGUCAGUCCUUAUCCUGAGCAGCCACAAGCCCAGGUACAUCCUAAUACUAUAGAAAAAGGGGAGAAGAGGUAUUGGGAGACAUCCAGGGAACCUCUGCCACAAGGGUGCAUGCUUCUAUUACAACACUCUUCUGGUAUUUCCUACCUUACUUGUACAGAGACUAGAGAUGUGGCCUUGAGAAAACAGGAGGAAGUGUAACAAACUAUUUCCAGGGUUGGGAUUACUUUAGAGUCAUCAGGCUAGAAGGAAAAAGUAAGGCUGUGUGUAGUCCCAGAAGGUGAGAGAAAUGUUGGCUUUGGGAAUUCCAGAAUGCAGACUCCGAAAUUCCCCUCCUAAGGUUAGAAUCCCAGCUCCACAUUGCUGUGUGACUCUGGGCGACUUUCUUAAUCUCCAUGUAUGAAAUGCUGUACCUCUCUUCAUACAGCUGUGGUGAGAAUUAAGUGGUAAUACAUGUAAAGGACUUGGUACAGAUCACACACAUAGUAAGUGCCCAAUAAAUGUUGACAACUGUUUUUACUACAGAUUGAAAGCCUGUUGGAAACCAGAGAAACUAACAAUAAUGACUAUAAAGGUUAUGAAAAGGAUAGGUAAGCCAUUUUUGAACACUUGCUUACAGGCCUUUGACCAGGCUAAACUGGUCUUAGCAAUCAAAUGCACUCGUGUCAGGGCAAACUGGUCCUGAUGAUACUGGGCCAAAAUGGCCCGUCCAUGUAAGGUACUUGCCAGGGCCUAGAGGUGGACAGUCUGGGGUAUGGUGGGAAGGCUGAUGCCAGUGAAGCAAGCUCAAAGCCAGCAAUCAGAUCUUCAGAGGGAGGCAGAAACUAGACAAGUGCCCCAAGAGAGUCACACGUCUUUGCUAGCUCAAGGAAGAAAAGGAUGGGGUAGGAAAAGUGAGGGAAUUGAAGUCCAAACUGAAAUGAAAUGCCAUGGUGGUUUUUUGGUCAGCGAAGUCAAGGGAAAAGAGAAAAAAGAGAAGAAUAAUAAAGCCACAUAUUUUUCAUCCUGUCCAGUCAACCUCAUCUCUGUUAUUCCUUUCUUAUAAGGCUUGCAAGACAAAACAAUGGUUGAAUUCUAAAGCAGAUUAUUUAAAUGUAUAUUUUUAGCAAACAUGCAUUACGGUUUUUUUUCUUUUUACAAGAGCUGAUUGAUUUUCAUUUUAUGUAAACUUCCCUGGAGAUAUUUGGUUGUUAUUGUAAGAAGUUGUCCUUUUGUAAAACUUACUUGUCUUUUUCUCCUAAGUUCAGAUGCUGUUUAAAAAUCAAGUCAUUUGACAUACACAUGGCCAAUAGGCACAUGAAAAGAUGCUCAACAUCACUAAUUAUUAGAGAAAUUCAAAUCAAAACUACAAUGAGGUACCACCUCACACCAGUCAGAAUGGCAUAACAUUUGUAGUGAGGUGGAUGGACCUAGAGACUGUCAUACAGAGUAAAGUAAGUAAGAAAGAGAAAAACAAAUAACUGUAUGCUAACACAUAUAUAUAGAAUCUAAAAAAAAAAAAAAAUGGAGCUUCCCUGGUGGUGCAGUGGUUGAGAAUCUGCCUGCUAAUGCAGGGGACACGGGUUCGAGCCCUGGCCUGGGAAGAUCCCACAUGCCGUGGAGCAACUAGGCCCGUGAGCCACAAUUACUGAGCCUGCGCGUCUGGAGCCUGUGCUCCACAACAAGAGAGGCCACGACAGUGAGAGGCCCGCGCACCGUGAUGAAGAGUGGCCCCCGCUUGCUGCCCUCACACAGAAAUGAAGACCCAACACAGCCAUAAAUUAAUUAAUUAAUUAAUUUUUUAAAAAAAUAGUCAUGAAGAACCUAGGGGCAGGACGGGAAUAAAGAUGCAGACCUACUAGAGAAUGGACUUGAGGGCACGGGGAGGGGGAAGGGUAAGCUGGGACGAAGUGAGAGAGUGGCAUGGACUUAUAUACACUACCAAACGUAAAAUAGAUGAUAGCUAGUGGGAAUCAGCCACAUAGCACAGGGAGAUCAGCUUGGUGCUUUGUGACCA
Molecule: messenger RNA, 8968 nt
Organism: Balaenoptera acutorostrata (minke whale)
Lineage: Eukaryota; Metazoa; Chordata; Mammalia; Artiodactyla; Balaenopteridae
Gene: CCDC90B
Product: coiled-coil domain containing 90B
Exons: 9
Coding region: 392-1156 (254 amino acids)
Cellular component (GO): mitochondrion
Source: RefSeq, a predicted model, not a curated record